This is a messenger RNA of Sceloporus undulatus (fence lizard), 4217 nucleotides long. RefSeq names its product zinc finger protein 451 (gene ZNF451). Bases 190 to 3303 code for a protein of 1037 amino acids. Gene Ontology annotation, biological process: regulation of transcription by RNA polymerase II. The transcript has 15 exons. Gene Ontology annotation, cellular component: nucleus. Gene Ontology annotation, molecular function: sequence-specific DNA binding; DNA-binding transcription factor activity, RNA polymerase II-specific. The record is from RefSeq and is a predicted model, not a curated record. NCBI's taxonomy places the organism in Eukaryota, Metazoa, Chordata, Lepidosauria, Squamata, Phrynosomatidae.
GCAAGAAGGGAGCCUGGCUGGGGAAAGGCGUGGGCUUCUCUUGGGCCCCUUGCUCCCAUGUUUAUUUGUCUUCCUCUCUUGCUCCUCUUAGGGUUGGAGACACCUUUCCCAGGAUUCUACAGCCCUUGAGGCCAUCACAGCAACGUCCCUUCCUUGUUUCUUUAGUUCCCCUGAGCAUCCUGAGAGAUAAUGGAGUAUCUUGUAUCUUCUAAGAACACCGAGAAUACUGCUUCUCAGGAGGAAGACAGUGAAGAAGACAUUGAGUUUGUUGGUGAAACUGUAUUGAGACCUAUCUUGGACUGCAUUGACCUUAGUAGUGGCGAGGAAGAUUGUAGCAGCUCUUCUAAUGGAUAUGUUAAACGCAAAGAUCACAUUGAUUAUCAGAAGGAAAAGGUUGCUUCAACUCUAGAUCGCCUAGCACGUCAUGUAGAGGUAGAGAAACAACUUAAAGAAGAGAAAAAUAAAGCAUUCAAGGAAAAAAUGGAAUCCCAACAUGCCCAUGGACUGCAAGAGUUGGAAUUUAUCCAGGGGCACAGUGACACAGAAGCAGCAAGAUUGUGUGUGAACCAGUGGCUAAAAAUGCCAGGUCUGAAGCCAGGAACUGUAAACUCAGGAAGAAGACCAUUACCUCAGAAAUCAGAUAAAAUGUCGUCUAAUAGUAAAUCUAUUUUAUGCCCCAUAAUGCACUGCAACAGAACAUUUGACAAUGGACAUCUUCUCAUGGGCCACCUUAAAAGGUUUGAUCAUUCACCAUGUGAUCCAGCAAUUACACUACAUGGACCUCCCACCAAUGCCUUUGCUUGUAUAAUCUGUGCUAGAAGAUUUCCCACCUCUCAAGAAUAUAGUGAUCACCUUUUCUCUAAGGCAUCUGAAAACGAUGGCCAUGAAAGGAAUUAUCCUGCUCAGCAUAUUCAGUGCUUUGCGUGUCCAUGCUGUUUCCUCCUUUUCAGCAUUAGAGAUGAAUGUCUGCAGCAUAUGUCUGGAAAGAAACAUUUUUCCCAGGCUUUUAAACUGAAUGAUAAGCAAGGCAGUCCACUUCCUUUGCCUUUCCCAACUUAUGCAAAGAAUCUUCUAAUUUCCCUCUGUAAAGAAGUUCCAUUCCAAGUGAAAUGCACGUCUUGCCAUAGAGUGUUGCGUUCCCAUGUAGAGUUAACUGCACACUUCAGAACUCGUUGUCGUAAUGCUGGUCCAGUAGCUUUGUCAAAAAAGAGCAUUUCCCAAGUUGCUGAAAUUUUUAAAGCCAAAGGAUUCUGUCUUGGUUGUAGCAAACUGUUUGUUGAUGACAGCCACAUCAGUCAGCAUAUUAGCAAAACUGAACACAAGGUUAAAGUUUUCACCACCAUGGAAGAAUCAAUCUUGAUGAUUUGUCAUGUCAAUGAAGGGAGUAAAAGUAUCUCUCAGCUACAGAAGCAUGUAAGCCUUUUAAAAUCUUCUCCUCUGAAGAGACCUCUGGAUUGUAAUGUAUCUAUUGGUGAUCAGAGAGACACCACUUCAAAACGAAAAAAAGACUUUGACGGCAAAAGCCAAGAGGUUAGCAGUGUUCGUACUGUCAAAGCCUGGAUAUGUCAGUGUCUUUUAGCAUUUCCUAAUGAGGAUUUGGUAGAAAAACAUAUAUUUUCUGAAAACAGCAUCUGCUGUCAAUGUUGUGCUUGUGGAAAGGUUGCACAAAACACAAGCGUAAUUCGUUUGCACAUGAGCCGGUUCCAUGGAGGAGCACACUUGACAAACUACUAUUUCUGGUGUCAAUCCUGCAACAUCUGCCUUCAGAAAGAAGAGGAUAUUUUGGCUCAUGUGACAGAACUUCAUGGUGGGCAUAGCUACUAUUGUGAGAAAGAUGUUCCCGAGAAUCAGCUCACAUUAUUUUCUGAUAGUAAUUCACUUGAAACAAGGAACCAAUCUCCAAGCCCUAUGGAAUUAUCUCCACCUGAGAGUCCAGUAGAGGUUUCUUCCCAGUGGCAGUGUCUCAUGUGUGAGGAAAUAUUUGACUCUGAAAACAUGGUGAAGCAGCAUUGCAUGUCAUUAGAGAGCCAUCACUUUCACAGGUACAGUUGUGGCUUGUGCAAAAUGACAUUUCGGAAGAUGGAGACCCUGCAUCGACACUGUCAGGAUAGGCACGACAACAUUGUGCAGAUUAAAUACUUAUGUGGAUUUUGUGGUGACCUCUUUUUUGAUGUUGAGGAAGAGUUUUUACGUCACUAUAAAGGCUUACACAGCAAGGAUUACAUGUGUCUUUCUGAAGGAGCAGGAACAUCGAUCAAAACUUUUGAAAUUGUAGAAGAGAGCAACCUUCUAAACUGUGGCUGUCGGGAAAAAUAUGUCAACAAAGAGAACAGGAAGGCAGAUUACAAGAAGUGUCAAGAAAACAUGCUGGAAAAAGGCAGUAUGUGGUUUCGCUGUACUUUAUGUUCCACAACAGCACAAAACCAUUGUGACAUGAUAGCUCAUCUCAAUAGCCAUGGAAACAAUAAACGUGUUCAAGAAUUAUGUGUAGUGAGGUGUGGAGCAUGCAACAAAAGCUUCAGUGAUAUAGCAGUAGCUCAUCAGCACUACCAUGGCAAACAUUGCUUCUCUCAUAAGCCCCAACUAGCCUUUGGAUCUCGGGCAGAAAGUGAUGUCUUCCAGUUCUCAGCCAGUAGGCCCUGCAUGGACAAGACCCCUGAUAAACUGGUGCUUCCACUAGACAUGAACACAAGUGCUUCAGAUAAAAGAAUGUUCAAAUUUGGAGACAUAAACAAACAACACAUUAAGAAACCACAUUAUGAACUUGUCGAAGAUGAUGGAGACCUACCUGAUCUUGAUUAUUUGUGUACCAUGACACAUAUUAUAAUGAUGGAUCUUGAUAACUGGGGAAGCCUUUUCCAUCAGUUGCCUGCUACGCUUAACCAAGGAACAUUUAUCUGGGGCUUUCAAGGUGGACACAACAACUGGAAGCCACCUGUGAAUUGCAAGAUUUUUAAUUACCUUAACAAGAUUGGGUGCUUUUUCCUCCAUCCACGCUGUGGUAAAAGGAGAGAGGCAGCUGACUUUGCCAUCUGUGUGCAUGUGGGCCGUCUGGACGAACACUUGCCAAAGCAUAUUCCUUUCACCAUUCUUUCUGGAGACAAAGGUUUUCUUGAACUGGAGAGACAACUUAAGAUGACGCAGCGGGCAACACGCAUUCUAGAUCCUCAUAAGAUGGAUGCUAAUGUGAUGUGUGCCUUAUUAAACAGUAUUUCUGAUACAGCCAAAGAAAAUGAUGAAGCUACUCAAAUAGCAACGCAACAGUUCUUGCAAGCAACGAAGGCCCAAAUGGGUAUGCCUUAGUCUUCAUGUAAGAUGCUGAUCACAAAGUCAGGAACUGUAGAAAGAGGAAGAUGCAGCCUUUGAAGAGGCAAUCAGGCGAAGUCUUGAGGAAAUGUGAAGAUGUCUUAAGAUUGUGCACUAUUACUUGUCAAGUAAUAGAACUUUGUCUAUCAUCUUACAAAGAUUAAAAAAUACUGGUUAAGAUUCCCAAGUCUCCACAGAACUAAUCUCUGUCAGCAACUACAGUCUAGUAAACUUGUGUAUCAUAAGGCCCAGCUGAACUUACGUGUGCAUUUUACUCCACCUUGGAUUUCAGUCACACUUCAUUGCUGGAGCAAUUAAUAGUAUGUUACAACAUUCAGUAUGUAAAAAUCCUCCAAAUAUGGCAGUUCCUCUGAGCUACUGGAUGGUUUGGAAUCUAAAAAUUGCCUUCCUUAUGAUUUAUCAUUUUUCUUUUAAACUUAUCCGUUUUUGGUUUUUAAUGUUAUACUUCCUUUUUUGAAAGCACUACUAUCUUAUGGCAUGUGCAUUUAUAGCACAAAUAUUGCAGUAGUAACAGGUAUUAAAUCCUGAUUUCUUAGGACCCUGCUGUCUUCAUUAAUGAGUUCAUGAAGUAAAGAUGAGAUAUUAUUCCUGAAGUUUAGAGUGUACAAGCAAACCUUUGAAGGCUUUUUGUGACUCAACAACUAUGACAGGCUCUAAAGUCUAGUUAUUUCUUUCUUCUAUAUCUUUGUUCUUAUGUGAACAUUUGGGUUUGGGUAUUUUUGUUUGACUGGCCUGUAUAUGUGUAUUUCAUUUCCUGUACUACGUGUACUACAAAAAAUAUUUUCUCUUUUCUUUAGUGGAAAAAAGGCUUUUCUGCAUUCCUAGAUGGUUAAUUUGUUGUGAUUAUUUUGCAGAAUAUAUUUCUAUAUUUCAUCAUAAUUAAAAUGUUG